CCCUUAUAAAUUGCGCAUUGGGGCGCAACGUAAACUCACUGAGCAAACUCUUCUCUAACUUGCGCUUGAGUUAACUAGCUUCAACUAUAUUAAUAUCAUCAUGCCGAUCUCUCUGCAACUGCAAGCCUCCCUCAUCUCAGCUGCAGCGCGCAAUGAAUUUCCGUUUCCGCAACCGAGGCCAUCCUCCCAGCCCCUGACCGGAGAAGGUGCUCCGUCGAAGUCCGCCGAGUUUGAUCCCAAAAUUUUCCGUCACAACUUCAUGAGACGAAAUGAUUACAACCGCACCGGAUAUGGGCAUAAGGACGAAAGUCUUAAGCGAAUGCGCGACCAGUAUUCAAGUGAUAAUUUGAUGCAGAAAUUGAAGGAGAAUGGGAAAGAGUAUAGACGGGGCGAGGUGACGUUGAAGCUGGGCGAAGCUUAUGGAUUCUGCUGGGGAGUUGAGCGCACUGUGAGAAUUGCUUAUGAAGCUCGACAUCAGUUUCCGGAUCGCACAAUUUGGCUCACUAAUGAAAUCAUUCACAAUCCCACUGUUAAUCAGACGCUAGGAGAGAUGGGGGUUAACAUUCUCCCUGUGAAGGACGGGAAGAAGCAAUUUGAUCUGGUGGGGAAGGGCGACGUGGUGGUGCUGCCUGCAUUUGGAGCUCCGGUGCAGGAGAUGAUGCUGCUGACUCAGAAGAAUGUAGAGAUUGUUGAUACAACUUGCCCAUGGGUUGCUAAGGUUUGGCAUAGCGUUGAAAAGCACAGGAAGGGGGAAUACACGUCGAUAAUCCACGGUAAAUAUGCGCAUGAAGAGACUAUCGCUACUGCUUCAUUUGCUGGCACCUAUCUAAUAGUCAAGAACAUCAAAGAGGCAACAUAUCUCUGUGAUUACAUUCUAGGUGGGGCACUUGAUGGGUCCAGCUCCACCAAAGAGGCCUUUCUCGAGAAAUUCAAGUUUGCGAUAUCCAACGGGUUUGAUCCAGACAAAGAUCUGGAGAGAGUUGGUAUCGCGAAUCAGACUACUAUGUUGAAGGGAGAGACAGAGGAUAUUGGAAAAUUAGUUGAGAGCAGCAUGAUGCGCAGAUACGGUGUGGAAAACAUCAGCAACCACUUUAUAAGUGCCAAAACUAUCUGUGACGCAGCCCAAGCGCGGCAAGAUGCAACUCAGAAACUGGUGGACGACAAGGAGGUAGAUCUGAUGCUGGUGAUAGGAGGAUGGAACUCCAGCAACACUGCAUCCCUUCAGGUGAUUGCAGAGGAGCGCGGAAUCCUCUCCUAUUGGAUUGAUUCAGAGAAGAGGAUUGGUCCAGGAAACCGAAUCACUCACAAGCUAAUGCACGGGGAGUUGGUGGAGAAGGAGGAGUGGGUGCCAAAGGGUCCGAUCAACAUUGCCAUUACAGCUGGUGCAUCAACUCCGGAUAAGGUUAUUGAAGAUAUCAUAGCCAAGGUUUUUGAGAUCAAGCGUGACCAAGAGUAGUAUGCAAUAUAGUCGACAUUACGAUGCUUAUAUAUAUAUAUAUAUAUGGAUUCUUGCAUCAGGAUACUUAAUAGUAUUAUAGUAUGAGUUUAUUAUAUCUAUGCUACCGACUCAGCUCAUGACGCAUCGCGUUAUGCAUUUCCAUUGAAAAAUAAAAACUGAGCUAUUGAGCUAUACCACAAACAGAA
Messenger RNA from Salvia hispanica, 1644 nucleotides. RefSeq names its product 4-hydroxy-3-methylbut-2-enyl diphosphate reductase, chloroplastic-like. The record is from RefSeq and is a predicted model, not a curated record. Gene Ontology annotation, molecular function: 4-hydroxy-3-methylbut-2-enyl diphosphate reductase activity; metal ion binding. Lineage: Eukaryota; Viridiplantae; Streptophyta; Magnoliopsida; Lamiales; Lamiaceae. Gene Ontology annotation, biological process: isopentenyl diphosphate biosynthetic process, methylerythritol phosphate pathway; dimethylallyl diphosphate biosynthetic process.